ACUACAUUUACAUGUUUGGCAAUUGAGCCUUUAAAUUGCUGACCUGAGGAUGAUGGGUGGGUGGGUGAAUCUUUUUGAAUAAUUAAACUCGAUUUUAUAUUUUGCCACAGCCAAUCGCCGGCAACCCCUGACGACCCCACGCGUGUUCGUGGCACGGAACUGUGCUGAGUAUAAAGAGCGACUUGGGCUCGUACGCCCCCCCCCUGCCCGCCCCAACUUCACGAGCUUCAAGGACUCUAAAAGGGGGGAGAUGGGGGGUGAACAACAGAGGGUAGGGCGAGAGGCGGCGUCGCGGAGCUCUAAUCAACGACUCUCAUGGAAUAUUGCUCAGUGCAAAAAACCGAGCGCACGGGUUACGCAACUGACGACUCGCCCUCCCGUCGAGAUGCCUCUCGUCGUUGUCACGGGCAGCACGCGGCCUCCGGCAGGAACGACACCGCGGUCUACGCUUCAGCAGGUGGCCUCCAGGCACAGAGGGAGAACGGGCCUUUCCCUGCACGUCGCCACCAUCCUGCUGCUGUCGCUGUGCUGUGCGCAAUCGCUGACCCAGGGCCCCAAGCGGCAAGCGGCGGCUGCGGCCAGACCCCCGGGGGACCUGCCCUCGCCGCGCAAAGAGCGUCUCAACAGCUCGGCGGGACGCGCGCCCAAGGACGAGGUGCUGGCCUCCAGCCAGGACGCCCUCGUGGUGACGGAGCGCCGCUACCUCAAGAGCGACUGGUGCAAGACGCAGCCGCUGCGGCAGACCGUGAGCGAGGAGGGCUGCACGAGCCGCACGGUCAUCAACCGCUUCUGCUACGGCCAGUGCAACUCGUUCUACAUCCCGCGGGGUGCGGGAGGCCCCCUCGGCGUGCACGCCUUCCAGUCGUGCGCCUUCUGCAAGCCCCAGCAGGUCGGCACGUUCGCCGUGUCGCUGGACUGCCCUGGCCGCCAGCCGGCCGUGACGCGCAAGCUGGUGCCGCGCAUCAAGCGGUGCCGCUGCAUGUCCGUAAGCGUCGGAGACUGAGCGCUGUUGCGUUUCGUUUCGCCGCCGCCGCCGCCGCCGCUCGGCCCAGUCUUGCUUGCGAGGGAUGCUGGGAGGAGGCGACGAUGGACUUUCGUGGUUGUUGGGCAGCGGGAGUAGAGGCAGUGGAAUGGCCAGUGUUACGUUUUCUUAAAAAAAAAUAGUCAGCCGUUUUUAUUUCAGUUAAUCAUGGCUGUGAGCGGAUGAAAAUGACUGCAACUGCCCACCGAGAUUUAAAGCGUGGCUGAUUAUUACGAGAAUCUUAACGAAUUCUGAAUGAAAAUAGAGUCUAAGAUGAUUCAGUUAAGUUCUUAGAGACAGCAGUGUACUGAGGAAGAUCAAAAUCAGUAAUUUUCUAUACCUUAAAUGUAUAUACAAGAUGUUACCCAGUUCACCGAUUGGCUGACCUGAUAAUAUUAAGGGAAGGGGGUCAGAUUGCUUGCCCCUUACAUCAACAUUUAGCAACUUAGGAUAGACUAGGCUAAGAUUAUAAUACAAAAAAAAACUGACUAAACGAACACUAGUUUCGGCUGUGUUUUUUGAUGUUCCAAAAUUGCUUCAUGUUCAGGUGAAAGUCACCCAGUUAAAUAUGAAACUUUUUUUCAUUUUACCAGGCAAGGCCCACUGAGCUACAGCUCAACGAAGUGGCUUAUCACGUGGACAUUUAAUGCAGCCAAUAAACGCGCGUUAAUUCUAAAUAUGGAGGGAAUCACUGGAGGACCCGAGGUCAUGUCACAGUCGGAAUCAAACCCGCGACAUGCUGUAUACCAGGCGAGGUAAUUAACAUCUCAUCACCAUGGCGCCCCAGUUGUUGUUGUCUGGAGUAAUAAAAAAGAGAAAUGUUGCCCGCGCGUGCACGGUGGAAGAAUUACCGACGGCCGCGUGUAAACAAUGAACAAGCCUAGGCUAUUUAUCUCGCCUACUCCUGGGGUUUUUUUUUCUUUUAAAGUAUGUUGCUACAAUUAAAACACUUAAACCUGUAAAAUAUCGGAUCAAUAGUGCAUCAAAGAGGGGCAUGCGGUUGGAAUAAUAAACACGACCCUCUUGGGAGUGAUCCCUUCCUUGGACCACUUCAGGUCCGUGCGAUCGGCUCCACUCAACACGACUGCCGAUGAAUACCCCUCCAGGACUUAAUCAUUUCCUAUUGGUUUUCAUCCGAUGGGUAGCGUUCGAGACGUUUUGUCAAGCCAAGGGGUCUUAGUGUGUUGUGUGUCAAAUGCUUAAAACUGAUACGAAAGAGGUUGAAUGAUUGUUUCCGAGGUUCCUUGUGGUCACAGAGGUGGUUCUCAAUCACAAUAUAACCCAAGGUUUUUUGCAAAAUCAAUAAGUAACUCAAAUGUUCAGAUUUUUUUUAAAGCAAAAGUGUGACAUUGGCUAUUUUCCGUGUUUUACCGAACACAGCAGUGAACUUUAAUAAAACAAGUUAAUGCAAUUUCAAAAUAUUAUUUCAUGUAGAACUAACCUAUUCUCCGGAACAUUACGCACCCCCAACUUUUGCUGAAAAAUACUGGGGGGGAGGUGGGAGGAGGAAAUCAAUUAUCUUUUAAUACGUCACAAUAGAAAUAGCUUUAAUUGUGCCAUUAUCGGAUACAUCUGAUUUUGCACGGUAGAUAUGAAAAAAGUAUAUUAUUAAGAAGAAUAAGCAAAGCCUAUUGUGUGUUAAGCAAUGUGCAUUGCAUAUUAUGAGUCUUCAUAUGGCAAUUGGGUUCAGUUCAUUAAUUUAAACCUGGGGGGAAAAAAUAGAUCUGGCCCAGGUUUCUGCAGUCCUCGCACAGGCGAUGCCUUGCAUGAAAAGCGAAAUCCUUUUAAGCGUCCAGUGCAACAGCACUUUAGAGAUUAUUACACCACAUGCAUAUUUAAAAUUGGAUUUAAAAUCGUUUUUACGGCAUUACGUUCAGGUAACUGGAUACGUAAAAUACUGUUGGUCAUAAAGAGACUUUCGUAA
Petromyzon marinus (sea lamprey) is the source of this 2945-nucleotide messenger RNA. The record is from RefSeq and is a predicted model, not a curated record. Lineage: Eukaryota; Metazoa; Chordata; Hyperoartia; Petromyzontiformes; Petromyzontidae.